AUGAGCCUAAUAUUUUUCAACCAGGAUCCCUUGGAAAACUUCUUCGGAAAAGUUCGCCAAAAAGGAAAGAGAUAUGUCAACCCAACAUGUGAAGCUUUCACACCGUAUUUUAAAAGUCUCCUAGUUAAUAACUUAUCUGGAAAUCAUUCAAUUGGCGCAAACUGCAAAGAUGAUGAAUUGAUUGAUCAGGAAAAUAAUGAUGAGGAAGAGUCACACCUUGGACCAUUCACAGCCCUGCCUGAAGCCUUAUUGAGAGGAAAUAAUUCAAGAAAGAUGGAGAAACAAUCUUUGAAUUAUGUAAUGGAAUAUAUUCUGAAAACCUUAUUGAAAGAUAAAAGAAUCAAAUAUUGUGAAACUUGUAGGCAUGCUGUAAUUGCAAGUGAUGAAGAGAAGAAUUCUCUGGAAAAUGAAUUUAUAAGGGCAAAAGAAUAUGACAAUAUAAAGUACAGGUUGCAGUAUGUGAAUGAGAAUAGCGACACUUCCAAGAAGAACAGAAACCCCCUGAACAGCAAAUUGAUAAUAUGGAGUGCUACAAAAAUAGAACUUGCUGAAAUUCAGAAGGCUGCUUCUAUGGAAGAUCAUCAGCUCAAACUCAAGCAUUUGCAACCACCGGAAGAAAAUUUUGACUUUGAACCAAUUAUAUCACCUGAACGAACUUUGGACCAAGGAAAUGACAACUUGGAUUCUGAAGAAGAUCAGGACUUGGAAAUUGCUAUUCAGGAAGGCUUGAAAGAAACAUCUCCACCUACUCUGAAAAGCAUCUUAGAAGAACUGUCCAGUAAUAUAUUACAAGAUUCGUGUACUAUAUUGAAUAUCACAAGAUCAGAAUUAUUUAUUGGUGCUAUCAGAGCUAUGAGCAGAAAAUCUUUUAAUCAUCGGAAGAUUCCUUCUGUAAUGUUCACUGACGACUUUGGGGAAUCUGAAGGUGCUAUCGAUUCCGGAGGUCCUAGAAGGGAAUUUUUUAGGCUUGUUCUCAAGGAACUGCAGGACAGCAUUCUGUUUGAAGGAGUGUUAACGUUCGUAACUCUCCAUAGAAAACUACCAGCAAUCCAACAAAUGGUAGAGAGUUUGAGAACACUCGACAUUUAUGACAAAAUGCAAAAGCAUCCAGAUAUCUCUGAAGAAGCAUUCUGUUACAAAGAAAUGAAGCUAACGAGCAGAGCAUUCAAUGAUAUGAUAUUUUUCGAUUUAAGUGAGACUGGGUCUAACAAACGUGAAAUCGAAAAUAAAACACUAUAUGGGCAUGUAUUGGGAGCUCUUGAUGUCAAUGAUGAAUAUUUCAAAUCCCUUAUCCCUAGCUAUGGUGAUAGAAUAGCCAUUAAAACAUAUUCUAGUAAGGGUAAUUUUGAUAAAAAACAAAUUUUGCUUACAAGAUUGAAACACAAAUUCAACCGAAAAAAGUACCCUGCUAGUGACAUUGAAGAAAAUGAAAAUCCAAGGAAAGCUCCAAAUGCAAUGAAAAAUACUAGAAAAAUUGAAAUGGGUUGGAUACAUUAUGAAAAUGGUCGUUUCCAGCAGGUUCGCACAGCAAGUGGUGGGGGUACGAGAAAAAUGACUGCUUUAAAAACUGAUAAGAAAGCAGAUUUGCUGAAAGCGGCAGUGGACAUAUUCUUUUCUGAUGGCAAAAGCCCUAAAGGAAAACUUUUCGAAUUUCAAGAUAUGUUCAAGCUAUUCAAAAUGCCCAAUAUGCGUUUUUACUUAUCUACCAGUCGAAUUCCAUCUACAGUUACUAGCAGUUCAGUAUGUGAGAAUACUUCUGAGAGCGAUAAUUUUCAAUCAUCUUAUAAUCCCAGGUCUGAUGAUAAUAUAAAUGAAAACUCCUCGAGUGCCAUGUAUCAAAGUAGUGAAAGAAUAUACUCACAAGAUGUUAAUGAUGAUUGUUUCAUUGAAGGAAACCAUGAAUGCCAUGAUAUAGAAAUAACUGACCAUAUUGGUGUGCCACCGGAUAAAAAUUUUGACUCUGAACCAAUUAUAUCACCUGAACGAACUUUGGACCAAGGAAAUGACAACUUGGAUUCUGAAGAAGAUCAGGACUUGGAAAUUGCUAUUCAGGAAAGCUUGAAAGAAACAUCUCCACCUACUCUGAAAAGCAUCUUAGAAGAACUGUUCAGUAAUAUAUUACAAGAUUCGUGUACUAUAUUGGAUAUCACAAGAUCAGAAUUAUUUAUUGGUGCUAUCAGAGCUAUGAGCAGAAAAUCUUUUCAUCAUCGGAAGAUUCCUUCUGUAAUGUUCACUGACGACUUUGGGGAAUCUGAAGGUGCUAUCGAUUCCGGAGGUCCUAGAAGGGAAUUUUUUAGGCUUGUUCUCAAGGAACUGCAGGACAGCAUUCUGUUUGAAGGAGUGAUAACGUUCGUAACUCUCCAUAGAAAACUACCAGCAAUCCAACAAAUGGUAGAGGGUUUGAGAACACUCGACAUUUAUGACAAAAUGAAAAAGCAUCCAGAUAUCUUUGAAGAACAUUCUGUUACAAAGAAAUGA
Phaedon cochleariae (mustard beetle) is the source of this 2478-nucleotide messenger RNA. The record is from the annotation of a GenBank genome assembly. NCBI's taxonomy places the organism in Eukaryota, Metazoa, Arthropoda, Insecta, Coleoptera, Chrysomelidae.